This is a messenger RNA of Athene cunicularia (burrowing owl), 1309 nucleotides long. It is a transcript of the gene SPOUT1, whose product is annotated as SPOUT domain containing methyltransferase 1. The record is from RefSeq and is a predicted model, not a curated record. Gene Ontology annotation, biological process: maintenance of centrosome location; miRNA processing. The transcript is spliced from 11 exons. NCBI's taxonomy places the organism in Eukaryota, Metazoa, Chordata, Aves, Strigiformes, Strigidae. Gene Ontology annotation, cellular component: spindle pole centrosome; mitotic spindle; kinetochore. Bases 35 to 1051 code for a protein of 338 amino acids. Gene Ontology annotation, molecular function: miRNA binding.
AGGGAGGAAAGCGGAGAAGAAAAAAUGGAAGGAAAUGAAACUGCUGAAGAAACUGGAAAAACAGAGGAUGCGGGAGCUGGCAGAAAAGCAAGCUGAGAAGCAGGAGGAGCAGGAGGACAAAGGGCGACACUACACGCUGAGCGUAGCCCUGCCAGGCUCCAUCUUGAACAACGCCCAGUCGCUGGAGCUGCGGACGUACCUUGCGGGACAGAUUGCUCGGGCAUGUGCCAUCUUCUGUGUGGAUGAGAUCGUAGUGUUUGACGAGCACGGAGAAGAUGUAAAGAGCGUGGAGGGGGACUUUGAAGGAAUUGGGAGGAAGGGCAAGGCUUGUGUGCAGUUGGCUCGGAUCCUGCAGUACCUGGAGUGCCCUCAGUACUUGAGGAAAUCCUUUUUUCCAAAACAUGAGGAUCUGCAGUUUGCAGGGCUCCUCAACCCCCUGGACAGCCCCCACCACAUGCGGGUCGAUGAGGAGGCAGAGUACCGAGAAGGCGUAGUGUUGGACCGGCCAACUAAGCCAGGCAGAGGCUCUUUUGUUAACUGCGGGAUGAGGAAGGAGGUGCAGAUCGACAGACAGCUGAACCCUGGUCUGCGAGUCACCGUGCGCCUGGAGGAACCCCAGAAGCCAGAAGCUAAAGUGCGGAAAGGCACCGUGGUGUCCUCGCACCACCCUCGGAUGGUGUCGGGCUUGUACUGGGGUUACAGCGUCCGCCUUGCCUCCUGCCUGAGUGCUGUCUUUUCAGAGUGCCCGUUCAAGGAAGGCUACGAUCUCUCUAUUGGGACCUCGGAGCGGGGCAGCUCUGUGGACCAGGCCACUCUCCCCUCCUUCAGGCAUGCCCUUGUCGUGUUUGGAGGGCUUGAAGGCUUGGAAGCUGGAGUUGACGUGGACCCAAACCUGGAGGUCACCGACCCAAGUGUCCUGUUUGACUUCUACCUGAAUACUUGUCCCAGCCAAGGCAGCAGAACCAUCCGGACAGAGGAAGCACUGCUGAUCUCUCUGUCUGCGCUGAGACCCCACAUCGACAAGGCUGUGAAGACACCCAGUGACAACUGAGGGAAGGAAAACCAUUGACCUUGCCAUCAGCUGAGGACUGCCUUAGGGAAGCAGCUGCUCAAAGGCGAAGUGCUGGGAAAAUCCAACGUGACUAAAGCUGGCAGUGCUGCUCAACCAAGAGCCUGCCUGCUGGUGGGAGCAGCAGGUCUGGACCAUCCUGCCCGCAUGGCCCAGUGAAGGGGACAAGCCUGGCAGCAGACUGAGUUGCAGCAAUUCAGAGUCUGGGGUGGGGAAUAAAGCAAAAUGGAACCACAGCUA